Molecule: messenger RNA, 1824 nt
Organism: Dioscorea cayenensis subsp. rotundata (Guinea yam)
Lineage: Eukaryota; Viridiplantae; Streptophyta; Magnoliopsida; Dioscoreales; Dioscoreaceae
Product: probable glucomannan 4-beta-mannosyltransferase 4
Exons: 9
Coding region: 181-1824 (547 amino acids)
Cellular component (GO): Golgi apparatus
Molecular function (GO): mannan synthase activity
Source: RefSeq, a predicted model, not a curated record
GUCUCUCUCACAGCACAGCAGCACAGCAGCACAGAAAACAAGAAACCAGAGCAAAAACGUGAAUUCAUUUAGCAAGCUUGCAGCUCUCUUUAUCCAAAAGAUAUCUCAUUUCAUGGACAAAGGGCAUCAAGCUCGUUAAUGGUGUUAUCCCCUUUGCAUUGCCUUUAGAGAGUACAAAGGAUGAAGCUACUGUUACCAUCCUUCAUCUCUGCUGCCAUUGAUGAUGAUGGGUUUCUGUUUAGGGGUUUGCAUUGGUUGGAAGGUGAUGAAGAUGUUCUACUUGUUUUGUGGAAGAUGUGGGUUGAGGUCAGGAGGGCAGUGGUGGCGCCGGUGCUCAGAUUUGUGACGUUUUCAUGCAUGAUCAUGUCCGUCAUGUUGGUGCUGGAGUUUGUGUGGAUGGGCGCGGUCAGUCUUGGUGUCAAGCUUCUCCGGAGGAGGCCGGAGAAGAGGUACAAAUGGGAGGUGUUCAAGGAGCAAGAUGAGGAUGUUGAGCUGGGGACCUUGGUUUAUCCCAUGGUUCUUGUCCAGAUCCCCAUGUUCAAUGAAAAGGAGGUUUAUAAGCUGUCGAUUGGGGCUGCUUGUGGUUUGGAAUGGCCGCCGGAUCGGAUCAUCAUCCAGGUGCUCGAUGAUUCCACUGAUCCCAUUAUCAAGGCUUUGGUGGAGCUUGAAUGCAAGGCUUGGGCGAGCAAGGGCAGGAAUAUAAACUAUGAAGUCAGAAACAACAGGAAAGGUUACAAGGCAGGUGCCUUGAGAGAAGGAAUGGGUUACAGCUAUGUAAACCAGUGUGACUUUGUCGCUAUUUUUGAUGCUGAUUUCCAGCCUGAUCCUAAUUUUCUCUUGAGGGCAAUGCCUUUCCUUGUCAACAACCCCAAGAUUGCCCUUGUUCAAGCACGUUGGGAUUUUGUGAAUAUUGAUGAGUGCCUGAUGACAAGGAUACAAAAGAUGUCAUUAGACUACCACUUCAAGGUAGAGCAGGAAGCAGGUUCAUCUGCCUUCGCCUUCUUUGGUUUUAAUGGGACAGCUGGAAUAUGGCGAAUAGCAGCUAUAAAUGAGGUCGGAGGCUGGAAGGAUCGAACCACAGUGGAAGACAUGGACUUGGCUGUUCGCGCAAGCCUCAAAGGGUGGGAGUUCCUAUAUGUUGGUGACCUGAAGGUUAAAAGUGAACUACCAUGUAAUUUCAAGACAUACCGUCAUCAACAACAUCGCUGGACAUGUGGACCUGCAAAUUUGUUUAGAAAAAUGGCAAAGGAUAUAGUGAAGGCAAAGGAGGUGUCCUUAUGGAAGAAGUUUUAUAUGGUUUACAGUUUUUUCUUCGUACGGAAGAUAAUAUCCCCCAUUGUCACCUUCUUUCUUUAUUCUGUUGUAAUUCCAGCAUCUGUUAUGGUUCCAGAAGUUAGCAUUCCUACAUGGGUUGUGGUUUACAUUCCUACAACCAUCAGCCUUCUCAAUGCAAUCAGAAAUCCAAGGUCUAUCCAUUUGAUGCCAUUGUGGAUUCUAUUCGAAAAUGUCAUGUCUAUGCACCGCAUGAAAUCAAUGAUGAUCGGUCUGUUCGAAGUAGGGAGUGUUAACGAAUGGGUUGUUACUGAGAAGCUCGGAGAUGCUCUCAACGCUAAUCCCGAAAUCCAUCUACUUGAGAAACCUCCAAACAAGUUCAGAGAAAGGCUCAACUUCUCGGAACUUGGAUUUGCAGUCUUCCUCUUAUUUGCUGCAAGCUACGAUCUCGCCUUUGGAUUGAACUUGUAUUGCAUAUACAUCUUUCUCCAAGCCAUUGCAUUUCUAGUUGUGGGAUUUGGUAUGGUUGGCAAACAUGUCUCCAAUUCUUAG